This is a messenger RNA of Brettanomyces nanus, 2133 nucleotides long. It is a transcript of the gene ATM1, whose product is annotated as Iron-sulfur clusters transporter atm1, mitochondrial. Gene Ontology annotation, cellular component: mitochondrial inner membrane. Gene Ontology annotation, biological process: transmembrane transport; intracellular iron ion homeostasis. Bases 1 to 2133 code for a protein of 710 amino acids. The record is from RefSeq and is a predicted model, not a curated record. Gene Ontology annotation, molecular function: ATP hydrolysis activity; ABC-type transporter activity; ATP binding. NCBI's taxonomy places the organism in Eukaryota, Fungi, Ascomycota, Pichiomycetes, Pichiales, Pichiaceae. The transcript has a single exon.
AUGUUUGUUUUCAGAAGAGGCCUUAUAGCCGAGCCAAGUUUGGCUAUUCGGUGUCUCACACGUCAAUUCAGACAGCCUCAUACUAAGGCUUGUCUUGCAGGUAGAAUUGUUCGUCCAUAUGAAUUUCAUGGUGGAUCCAGCUUCAGGUUUCUUUCCACGGAGUCAUCUAAGGCUGCAUCUACGAAACCAUUAAAGACUACAUUCACUAGGCCGUCUAAGGGGCCUCUAAAGCACGCAAAUUUGGUCGGCAAUGCUACUCAUACGAUGGCUCCUAAUGUCGAAGAGCCUGAGCCAGAAUCGGAAAGACAGAUUCUUAAGGAUCUGCUUUUGUACAUCUGGCCGAAGGAGAAUAUGAGCGUGAAAGUUAGAGUCGUCUUAGCCUUAUCGUUGUUAAUUGCUGGUAAACUACUGAAUGUGGAGGUACCAUUCUUCUUCAAGCGUAUCAUCGACGAUAUGAAUGUUGAUUGGUCUACCACGGGUGGUAUGCUGACAACUUCAAUUAUCGCCUGUAUUUUUGCCUAUGGGGGUGCCAGAUUUGGUGCCAUGCUAUUUGACCAGCUCAGAAAUGCCAUCUUUGCAAAAGUCGCUCAAGGUGCCAUCAUGAGUGUGGCCCAUAACACCUUUAAGCAUCUUCUCGAGUUGGAUUUGAACUUCCACUUGUCCCGGCAGACUGGUGGUUUAACUAGGGCAAUUGACAGAGGUACUAAAGGUAUUGCCUAUGUUCUUUCUGCCAUGGUGUUCCGUAUUUUACCCAUUACUUUCGAGAUUUCCGUCGUUAGUGGUGUCUUGACUUACAACUACGGUGCCUCCUUUGCCGGCGUUACCUUGUUAACUGUUUUGGCUUACUCCCUAUUUACUAUCAGGACAACUGCCUGGAGAACCAAGUUCAGAAAACAUGCCAACAAGGCUGAUCAGAGAGCUGCCAGUGUGGCCUUAGACUCGUUGAUUAACUAUGAGUCUGUGAAGUACUUCAACAAUGAGGCCUUCCAAUCUGCCCGUUAUGAUUCGGCGUUGGAGAAUUACAGAGAAUCCAGCAUCAAAGUUGCCACCUCUUUGGCCUACUUGAAUUCUGGGCAGAACUUCAUCUUCACUACUGCUCUUACCGUAAUGAUGUACAUGGGUUGUCAAGGUGUUGCUGCCGGAACCCUCACUGUUGGUGAUUUGGUUCUUAUUAACCAGCUUGUCUUUCAGCUUUCUGUGCCUCUCAAUUUCCUUGGUUCCGUGUAUCGUGACUUGAAACAGUCUCUAAUUGAUAUGGAGUCCCUUUUCAUGCUUCAAAAAUACGAGAUCAAGGUCCAGUCAAAACCUAAUGCUCCUCCUUUGAAGUUAAAUCGGGGUGGUGAGGUCACUUUCGAUCAUGUCACCUUUGGUUACCAUCCUGAUAGACCUAUCUUGAAAGAUUGCUCGUUUACCAUACCUGCAGGCCAAAAGGUGGCCAUUGUGGGACCUUCUGGCUCCGGUAAAUCCACCAUUUUAAGACUUGUUUUCCGCUUUUACGAUAUCUCUGCUGGUAGAAUUCUUAUCGACGGUCAGGAUAUUAGAGAUGUAGAUUUAGAUAGUCUUCGAAGAGCUAUCGGAGUGGUGCCUCAAGAUAAUCCUCUCUUCAAUGAGACCAUUAUGGAAAAUCUACGUUAUGGUAAGCUUACCGCUUCUGAUAAUGAGGUCAAUGAGGUGCUAUACAAAGUCAAACUUGAUGAAUUGGUUAAAGACUUACCCGAUGGUGUCAAUACUCUUGUCGGUGAAAGAGGUCUUAUGAUUUCCGGUGGAGAGAAGCAGAGACUUGCCAUGGGUAGACUUCUACUUAAGGACGCCCCAAUUACCUUCUUUGACGAGGCUACUUCUGCUUUGGAUACCCAUACUGAGCAGGCCCUAUUGAAAACGAUUCAUGAGUUGUUCAGAGAGGGUGGAAAAACAAAUGUUAGUAUUGCUCACAGGUUGAGGACUAUAGCUGACGCAGAUAAGAUUAUCGUUUUGAAAGACGGUAAAGUCUUGGAAGAAGGUACUCAUUACAGCUUACUUCAGGAUGACUCCUCUUUAUACAAGGAGCUUUGGGACAUCCAAGAAAAUCUUGACAUUGAGGAGCAGUUGAAUGACAUGAAUAAAGAGGAUAAGAACAAAUCCAACAAGAAUUGA